Molecule: messenger RNA, 1525 nt
Organism: Daucus carota subsp. sativus
Lineage: Eukaryota; Viridiplantae; Streptophyta; Magnoliopsida; Apiales; Apiaceae
Product: putative F-box protein At3g16210
Exons: 1
Coding region: 232-1323 (363 amino acids)
Molecular function (GO): protein binding
Source: RefSeq, a predicted model, not a curated record
AAAAAAGAAAAUACACAUCUAUACUAUUUUUUUUCUUAAAUACGUGAGUUAUUUCUCAAAAAUAACCGGAUCAUGGGCCCUAUCAUUGUGCUUAUUAUCUCAACCCUAAACAAGUUUUAUAUAUGCUUCAUGGGAGAGAUUAGGGUUCACUCCCAUAUAUGCUGCAUGCAUAAAUAUUUUCCCUGAGGCCAGUCUCUCGCUCGACUCCGAUCCGAUCCCAACUAACUCCAUAUGGAUGAAAUAGUUGAUGUUUUCUAUAUGCCUGAAGAGUGUCUCAUCGAAAUACUUGCCCGCCUUCCUGUAAAAACAUUGAUCCGCUUCAAGUCGGUCUGCAAAACAUGGCUAUCCAUAAUCUCAAACCCUAGUUUCAUCACCUCUCAACUUCACAAUGCCAUCACUGCCUCCAAGACAAAUCCCACAGUAGCCAUUCUUUCUGAUUACCGACACCAUCACCUCAUCAACGAGGUGUUUCUUGACGUCAGCCGACAUUAUUUCUCCAGCUAUCCCAUCAAUGUUGAUAGUCUUGUCUUUCCGCCUCAGCUGGACUAUUAUUUAGCUAUUAGUAACAAAUCUUAUAAUGGUAUAAUUUGUCUCAUUGACAGAAGUCACGUUGGAUACCUCUGGAAUCCGUCAAUCAGACAGUACUUGAAACUUCCUCCUAGUCCGUACAAAUAUACUUUCCAUUUAGGAUUUGGUUAUGAUUCUAUCUCCGGAUCUUACAAAGUGAUUAGGUUUAUGUUUGGAGAGGAUACGACGGAUAAUUAUGUACCUAUAGUGCUGGUGUACUCCACAGCUACUGGUUGCUGGAAGGAUAUUCGAGCUCCUAAUUGGGGGAACAAAUUUCGCUACAUGGACCAAAUUGAUGUUGUUGUAGACGGGGUACUGUAUGCAGACUGUGAAGAUACAAUCAUCUCACUUGAUCUGCACGAGGAGGUUUUUGGCCUAGUUCCGUAUCCUGAGUUUGUUCAGAGGAAGGGGUCGUCUGUUUUGGACUUCGAGGGUUCUGUGGCUAUGGUCUUUGAUUCUGUGGUAUGGACGUUGGAUGAUGUUUGUGGUAAGGUGUCGUGGACCAAGAGAUUCAGUGUCAAGGAGUAUGAUUCCGCAAUAAUUAUAUGGCUGUCUUAUUAUUUGGGCGCGGGGGUGUUCUAUGGAAGUAAGUUUCUUCUGAAAUAUGAAUUUGAAUCUGAAUUGUUAUAUAAAAUGUUGUAUGAUUGUGAGAAGAAAGAGGACAAGUGUUUUGUUCUUCAACAACGCAGCAUCCCAAGAACUAUGAAAUACACAGAGACACUUGUUUCACUUGAUGGCUUUCAGUAUUUCGACUAAAAUUAGUCUCACUGGAAUAACAAUCUCUAGCAAAUAAUGAGUGAUUCAAUAGCUCCAAAAUUACGCUUUCACCGCAGACCUCUUCCAUUUUUCGAUAAAGGUAUCUAUUUUGUUUUUGUUACAGACUUGUUUUGUUAUUAGUUGAGUACCUGGGGUAAUAUUUCUUCAUUUCUUGUUGGCAUUGGCUUUAAUCAUGUAUUGA